CGGGCGUGGACGGUGUACAUAGCAUUUCGAGUGUCCGCUGCUAUAGUAACCGUACGUGUUCCAGUCGGCUACAUUUUUGCUACGCAGUUUGAUUCAUUUUUUCAUUUUUUCCUUCAUUCUAUUCAAAUCAUUUCGUUCGGUUGUUGUUGUUGUUGUUUUUUCCUCGUCAAUCACGCUGGAUGUGCUGGGCGGUCAUCUGGCAGGAAGUUUUUCUUACUGGAACGUGACGAUACCAGAAACCCAUCUCUCUGAUCGGUGCUACUGCUAGCUGGAACGGAGAGCCAUAAUGGAUGAGGUACGGUGCGAGAGCUGGUCGAUCGCCCGUCAAUUGAACGCCCUCUACGAGUCGGUGGGCCACAUUUGUGGCGUCCGUGUCACGGCGAUAGACAUCGGCCAGCAGCAGCGGGAUCAUCUGGUCCGACCGACAUUGCUGCCACUGCCGACCGAAGACGACGAUCGCCAACAGCUGCUGGAAGGAUUGCGCCAACAGGACGGUCUCCUUCGUCAGCAGAUUCGUGACCUCAUUGCGAAAUUGCCCAUACGGACUCCCGCCGACCAGGCGGUGACCAGUGGUGGAACGGCAUCAGCGCCGGCGGCCGAAGCGCUCCGGCACUUCCUCGUCUCCAACGGCGGCGAAACGGGCGGCUGGGACGCCCGGGAUCACGGCCUUUUCCUCCAGUGGCGCUCCAGAUUUAGAAACAAUCGGCAGACCUUCGUCUCGGCCGUCUGCGACACGGUGCCAGGUAAGAACGCGGCCCAGGUGGAAGCCCACGAGAAGUGGUACCAGAAUUUGCAGAGAUUGCGUCGGGAGCAGCGACAGGAGUUGGACGAGUGGAAACGCCAGAAGAAAUUGGCGGACGAGGAAGAGCGGAAAUCGGCGUCGACGGAAUUCCGGCAACAGCAAGAAAGCGACGCCUGGGUCGCCCAGUGGCGCCGCCAACGCGAAACUGUGCGCAAGAACCUCGACCGCUGGAAGGAGGAAAAGGCUUUAAAAGCGGCCGAAGAGCCGGCCAAUGCGGACGAGUUGGUGGAGGAAGAGCGUAAGAAAGCGGAAGCUGAGCAACGACGCCGGAUGGAUCAGCAAUACCAGAAACUGGUGGCCUAUUUGUGGCGGAUGGAGCAAGAAACGGCCAAAGUGGCGGCGGAGACGGCUGACGAAUAUUUGGCCCGGCUGGCCAGGAAGGAGAAAUCUCAGUCGGGCAACAGCCGAAACCUGCAGCUGAUGGCCGAACAAAGGCAGGAGCGUGACCGGCAAUGGCUGGAGCAGCGACGCCGCCAGCUGUUGACUCGCCAACAACAACAACAACAGCAGCAGCCACCCAAAGUGGCGUCACUCAAACGGGCGGUGUCGGUGCCACGAGAUCCGCAGCGUCUCCUCCGACCCACAUCCGCAUACAUGGCCCGGCUCCUACCUGCCCAUAAUGACGAUGCUGUGCCGUCAGUCAAACAGCGGCCGGCCGAAUCCUACAUCCUGGACAUCCAGUCCAAAACGGUGCCGAGUUGGCGACAACUGUCAAGCCGAUGACGUCAUCACUGGAAUGGAAUCGCGUAAUCAUCACCCACCACCAACAGCAGAUUUUUUGUUUGAAAAUGUGUUUAGAAGAUUGUUGUUGUGUGUUGUUCAAAGUGUCGUGUCAUGUGCUGUGUGUUGUCCAGGACAAAUGUGUGUUGCGACAUCUUUUUUAAAAAUUGUCUUUUAUUCGUUGAUGAUGUCCUUCUUGUGUUGGUGGUGGUCGGUGCAAUGUUUCUUGAUGGGCGGAUCGUCUCCAUCUUCGUCGUCUUCCUGGAUCAGAUAAGAGGGCGGAGCCACCGAAUGCGGCAGCGAGACGCAAGUGGGCGACGGAGCCCUCGACUCCAGGUCCAGAUAAUCCUUGACAGCGUCCAGAUAACCUGUAGUAACAUAUUUUAUUGGUUUUCCAACAAACAAUUAAGACAUUUCACAUUUAUUUUCUUCCGGUUCAACGUGGCAAUUAGCCGAGUCUAAUAAACCCCCCGCUGAUGUACAUUA
Molecule: messenger RNA, 2008 nt
Organism: Daphnia pulex (common water flea)
Lineage: Eukaryota; Metazoa; Arthropoda; Branchiopoda; Diplostraca; Daphniidae
Product: coiled-coil domain-containing protein 112-like
Exons: 5
Coding region: 287-1525 (412 amino acids)
Source: RefSeq, a predicted model, not a curated record